AUGGGCACCAACGAUUGGACGACUGUCGGUCACCAGAACAGGAAAACGAACAUGCAUGGUAGUGAUCGAGAUCAACACAGCAGCCACAAACCAUUAACUAGUCAUGUAAGGUCUGACAUAACAUCACUCUUCAUCACUAAUUUUCCGGACUCUGUAAAAGUCGGAGAUAUCAAGAGGGUAUGUGGUCGAGCCUGUAUUCGGUUGGGUAAAAUAGUAGGGGUGGUUAUCGCUAACAGAUUAUCAAAAGUGGGGAAACGAUUUGGUUUCAUUAGGUUUACAAAUGUCGGUAAUUGUGACUCUUUGAUCAAACAACUUCGUGAAGUUUGGUUUGGUUCAUAUAAAUUUUUUGCUUCCCUCCCUCGAUCCCUGCACAAUAAUAAUCAUGCCUUCCAAUCUACUGGACUCCCCACAACAUUCCAUCAUAGAUUCAACGUGAAAUCCUAUGCUAAUGUUGUCCGAGGCCUUACUAAUAAUAUUAGUAACAAUUCUACUACGGAGGAGAUUAUUGACCUUUUUUCCGGAGAUUUCAUAGUUGAACAAAGACAAAGGGCAUGCCUUGUUAAGGAAAGAUAUUUUUCUACUCUUCCUAAUCUUAGGGUGCUAUGUUUAGAUGAGGGAUUUGAUAAUUUUGAGAUGAAAUACGUUGGAGGUUUAUGGGUGCUAAUUGAAUUCACUACCAAGAAUGCAUGCAAUAAUUUUAUGAGCAAUCAAGCUAUAAAUCAUUGGAUUUUAGAAAAGAGAGCAUGGGAUAGAACUUUUGUUCCAUCAAAACGUGUAGUGUGGGUGGAUGUUGAAGGAGUACCACUUUCAACUUGGAGUAAAGACCCAUUUAGAAAAAUUCUUUCAAAAUGGGGAACAAUAGCACAGUUAGACGAUGAUCUGGGAGAAGACAUUUUUAAGAAUAGAGUUUGUAUUCUUACAACCAUAAAAACUAUCAUUUCAGAGGUAAUAAAAGUCCGUGUAGAUGGGAUUAUACAUUAUAUUCGGGUAAAAGAAGCCCUGGGAUGGACUCCAUCCUUUGUUCACGACUUUCCUGUUGCUGAUCUGACCGAGAGUGAAUUGCAAGACAGUGAACAAAAUGAAGUCAACUCUUAUUUCUCUGAAAGGAAUGAGGAGGUUUCAUUGGAUCCUUUUGGCAUCUAUGAUGCUAUCGAAAAAAUGAAAAAGGAUGAGGCCAACAAUGAAAUUCAUAAAGGUUUUAAUAAUUGGGGAAAUGGGAAAAAAUUUAAUAAUAAUAGAGAGAGCACUCAGGGGCAAAAUGGGAAUUUUGAUAUGGGCAUGGCCUUUCCUCACUCUCCUGUGGAACAUAAUAAUUCUAAUACUCGUGCUGCCUCCCAGGUUCGCCUAUCUGAUAUCCCUGGACCUGCUGUUGGCCACCCUACUGCUGCAGAGAUAGAUCUGAUCGCCUGUGCUGCUGUUGCUAUUGAAUUGCAAGCAGCUUCUGCUGUCUCCUCCAGUUCGACAGCUACUACCCCCAAAAUUCCAGUUCAUUUUGAUGAUUCAGAGUCUUCUCAAACUGGAACAGAACAAUUUAAAACACAAAUUCCGAUUGGUUUCUCAGGUGGAUAUACUUGCAUGUCGGGCAUUCCAUCCACAAACGAAUCUUUAUCUCACCCACCUGGAUUUUCAAAUAUGAAAUAUGGAGAGAAUGAUGCCUUCUCAAAAGGUUCUUUCAGCACGGCCUCAAUUGAGGUCGAAUCCGGAAAAACAGUAGCUCUAGGAGGAAGUAUUGGCUUAAAUAUGAAUAGUUGUCUUGAGCAUGUUAAAAAUACUAUUCAUGAGGAGCGGGUUAAUAAAAUCUAG
This is a messenger RNA of Lactuca saligna, 1803 nucleotides long. The record is from the annotation of a GenBank genome assembly. Lineage: Eukaryota; Viridiplantae; Streptophyta; Magnoliopsida; Asterales; Asteraceae.